This is a messenger RNA of Ipomoea triloba (trilobed morning glory), 2242 nucleotides long. Its product is annotated as ribosomal L1 domain-containing protein 1-like. The record is from RefSeq and is a predicted model, not a curated record. NCBI's taxonomy places the organism in Eukaryota, Viridiplantae, Streptophyta, Magnoliopsida, Solanales, Convolvulaceae. The coding region runs from base 75 to 920 and encodes 281 amino acids. The transcript has 2 exons. Gene Ontology annotation, cellular component: 90S preribosome.
UGCCGCUCUUGCCUUGAUUAAUUGAACCCUAGACCCCCGCCGCCUCUGACUGCUGUUUUCUUCUCUCUCUCAGGAUGGCUGAUUCUUCUUCCACUACGGCAGGGAAAUUGGGUAAUAAUGUGAGCGAAGGAACAGUAAGGAAAGCUGUAAACGCUCUCCUCAAAUGGAAGAAACUCCAGUCCAAAAGCACCACCAUCCCACGAGAACCCACGGAAGGAGAUGAAGAAGACCAUGAUGAUUUGAUCUACCUGGUCGUCACUCUCAACAAAAUCCCGCCCAAAGACCUCUCCCCGGUAUCAAAUCCCAUCAAAAUCCCACUCCCCCACCCCCUCCAAUCCUUCUCCGAUAUCUGCCUCAUUGUGGGCGACAAGCCCACUCAUGUCCUUUGCAACACCACCAAGACCACUCUCGCCUCCGAGGCCGUACAGAAGAAGAUAAAAUCCCUAGAUAUUCCAAUCACCAGAGUCCUCAAGCUCUCCAACCUCAAAUCCGACUUCAAAUCCUUCUCGGCCAAGCGAAAGCUAUACGAAUCGCAUGACUUGUUUCUGGCAGAUAAAAGGGUGGUUCAUUUGCUUCCGGGUGUACUGGGGAAGCCAUUUUACAAGAACAAGAAGAGGGUUCCAGUGCCGGUGGAGUUGAAGGCCGAUAGGAACUGGAAGGAGGAGAUCAAUGCAGUUGCUAAUGGUAAAUCGACUCUGUUGUGUUUUGGGACUGGGACUUGUAGUGCGGUGAAGGUUGGGAAUGGGAAAGGAGUUAUGGGUAAUCAAGAAAUAGUGGACAAUGUUGUUGCUGCUAUAGACGCAAUCGCUUCUCUUGUUCCCAAGAAGUGGGCUGGCAUUAGGGCUCUACACUUGAAGCUUUUGGAUUCUGUGGCAUUGCCCAUUUACGACGCAACGAUGGGAAACAAAGGCAAUGCAUAGCUCUCUCGCUCGUCUACUGAAACGUGUGGUAACUACUACAACUAUCUUCUUGUUCAAUUUUGGUUUCAAUGAUAUUAGUUCAGCUGAUAUUAUAAUGAUUUAGAGGUUAAACUAUUUACUUGUAUGUUGUAUCAAAGCAUGAAACAAUUACUCUUAUAGGUUCUAAACCCGAAUUUUGACUGGAAAGGAAUCAUGCCAGUUUCUCAAUUAUAUAUGUUCAUAGAAUAGAUGUUGUUGGUUGUUUAUAACUUUUAUGUUAAUAAUAGAUAUAGUAGGUUAGGUCAUUUUUCUAAAUGAGACAAGUUGUUCUCUGAACUCGCUUCCUCCAUUUUCAACAGCUUGAUUGUGUUGUGCCUCUUAUUGUUUUUCAUUCCCAUAUAGCUAAAACUGUUGAGAAACAGAAAAAAAUGGCAAGGAUAACUGAUCUAGUGGCACGAAGUGACUCUCUCAAAUGGGAGGUCAUGGAGCGGUAUUGAUUCUUUGUGCUUCAGUAUGUUGAGAAAGUACAUAUGAACAGAUACUACAUUGUAAUAGAGUUGGGAAUAAAUUCGGCCAUACUAAAAUGGCUAAAUAAUUCCAUAAUUUGUUGUAUUGAUACUUUAUGCAAUUAGUCCGGUAAUUUCACAUUGAGGAGCAAAAACUGUGCCAUGGUGACUAUCCAUAUUGAUGAUGAAGUUUGCUAGUAAUGAAGAUUUGAAUGGGCCUAGCUACUAUAAGAUUUGGUUAUGAUGUGCUGUAAAGGGGGAAAAUGGAAUACGAUCAAGACAAGAAGCUGGUUUAUUUAUAGUAUAGGUAAUGAUAUUUGUGCAUUCUUCCUUCGAACUAUGGAUUUGAAAUCUCGGGAUUGCAUUCAAAGCAAUGCUUAGAGCUUAGAGCUUAGAGCAGAAAGCUCAAACGUGUCCAACUCCAAAACCUCUGUUAUGGCAAAAGAAAUUCCAUGGAAAGGGGUCUUCAAUCCUAAGACAGCAUAAGCAUUGUGUAUCAGGGAAGCUUUAUCGUGGUUAAAGAACUCAGGAAUUGACAGCAUACAAGUUGAAACCGGUGCACUAGGUGAUAAAAGGACUCAAAACUUGCAGAACUAAUACGGCUUUUGAUUUGAUUAUGCAAGAUGCUUGCUUUAUUCAUGUAAAACAAUCUGCGAAUAUUGGUAAUUCAUCUUCUAACUAGGAGCGUCAUAUCUAAGAUAGAUUGUAUGUAGUGGUUUACCAUUCUUUGUCAUAUCUAAGAUAGAUUGUAUGUAGUGGUUUACCAUUCUUUGUCAUAUCUAAGAUAGAUUGUAUGUAGUGGUUUACCAUAGAUUGUAUGUAUGUAGUGGUUUACCA